UACAAAAACUAUAUGACAUAGUCCAUAUCUAUUGGCUAUCUCGAAUGGAGAACAAAGAGAAUGAAGUUAACCACAACGUUUAUCUCAGUUUCGACGGCAAAGAUUCAUGCGUAUCCUCUUUCAUCAGCUACCUCAACCUUGCUUUCGAGCGGCAAGGAAUCUAUGCGUUCCUUGACGGCAAAAACAACGACCAUGAUGAAGCAGCGGAGAUAGAGAGCGAAUCAGAACGAUUCUGCAACUUAAGAGCAUUCGUGGUAGUUUUCUCCAAAACGUUUCAUAAGUCAAUCUUGGAGAAGUAUAAUAAGCACCCAUGCUGUGACAACGACGACUUUGUGGUGGUUCCGGUGUUCUAUGGCAUCAGUAUAGCAUCCGUGAAGGAACAUAUUAAGAAUCUUGGUGCCCUCCAAAGAUUGAUGAUGAAGUGGCCACAUGGCCAUGAAUAUGAUGCUAAACGAAGUGAAUAUGAAUUCCAAGAAGAUAUAGCCAGGGAUGUAUUUGAGAAGCUCUAUCCAACAGAAGAGAUUGGGAUUUACGAGCGGCAACUAGAGAUAGAAAACUUGCUAUGCAAGCAACCAUGGGCCAUUUACACUUUAGGAAUUUGUGGUAAGCAUGGCAUUGGUAAGACGACUCUCGUUAGAGCCAUCUUUCGCCGAAUUUGUAGUGAUUAUGAUGCUUCUUGCUUCAACAAAGACUUUCAAACAGGAUAUAAUGGCAUGGGACCUAAGUCUUUAUCUCUUGAAUACUUGAGUGAGACUCCAAUGGAAACGUUUGGCCAAAGUAGUUCGGAUUCAGAGCCAACCUACCGCAAGAAAAGGGUUAUUGUUGUUUUAGACGAUGUGCAAAAAGUUCAAAGCGCAAAGUCAUUUCUUGGUGGAUUUGAUAAGUUUGGUCGAGGGAGCUUGAUCAUCAUAACAUCCAGAGAUAGAAAAGUUCUUGAACAGUGCCAGAUGAAUGAGAUAUAUGAGCUUAAAGGUCUAAAUGAUAAAGACGCUUUGAAGCUAGUCACAAGGUAUGCCUAUGGGAAAGAUGUUAUAGAAGAAAAUCAUUUGGAGUACCUUCCAAUGAUUAAACGCUUUGAUGGGAACCCACUUGCUCUUCGCAAAUAUGCCGAGGAGCUUAAGGGCCAUGCAAUGGCAGAUAUGGGACCUUUGUUGCCUAAUGUUUCAACAGUAUUCAUGAACAGCCAAGAGUUAUCUUGUGGUGAGGUUGAGAAGCAAACAGAUACGCACAUCUCCUAUGAAACAGACCAUGAAACGCAACCAAAUAAGGGGUUCUCAUCAGAUGGCGAUGAUGUUCAGGCAAAUUUAGAUACAAAAACCAUACUUGUGCCAUCAUCAGAGUUGUACACUGAGCGCAAAUCUCGAUCUCAAACUCAAAAGAACCCAAGAUUUGGCCAUUACUGUAACCGCAUCUCAAAGUCUCUAAGGGUUUACAGAUUGGAUUACCUCUCUUUCGAAUCAUUGUACAAACACCUAAAUCGACUUUGGCUAAGGUUCUCGAAAUCACAGGACGACGUCAAUCAGCUAGAGCAUCGUCUCCAAGUUCUACUUCAUCGCUCUGGUGGUAGCAUUGUUAUCAGACGUCUUCUUCAAUUGGUACAGACGUAUAAGCAAGGGAAUCCUAAAACUUCUUUAGUUUUAUAAAAUUGAAGAUUCAACUUAAAUCACAAUUAGCAAAGAAAAAAAAAAAUCAUGUUACUUGUUUGUCUAAUAAUUAAAAAAAAAAAAAAACAUGUCCCUAAUCGGGAUAUCACUAGAAAAACAAUCUGGAAUGUUGUAAUAAAUGUGUAAAUAUGUAUAUAAGAUGUAAUAAAUGUGUAAAAAUCA
Molecule: messenger RNA, 1826 nt
Organism: Capsella rubella
Lineage: Eukaryota; Viridiplantae; Streptophyta; Magnoliopsida; Brassicales; Brassicaceae
Product: protein DA1-related 4-like
Exons: 3
Coding region: 45-1643 (532 amino acids)
Biological process (GO): defense response; signal transduction
Molecular function (GO): ADP binding
Source: RefSeq, a predicted model, not a curated record